UGGACGUCGAUGCAGGAAGCUGGUACCAGGCUGAGGGUCUUUCGAGCACCUGAACCCAAACCCCGGUGACUCCCAUCCCUAGACCACGGGCCAGAGACCGAGACCUUGGGAACCCUUGCUGACUUCUGCAGCUCCCCCUUGUGCCCGGUCUGGGGAUCUGCGAUGCCAUGAAGAUGAGUCUAGUGUGGGUCUCCGCUUUGUUUGUCUUAGAGUCCCGGAACCAGGAGGCUCAAGGAGCUGGUGGUGAUCCUCAGGCAGAAAGAUCCCAGGGGAAGAGCAAGAUCCCUGCCUAUGGUGGUGCAGCACCUGGAGUCGGGCUCCUAUUAGGAGAGCAGACCAGUACCCAAGCUCAGGGGCAGCUGCUCCAUGAGGAACUGAAGCUAGUCUUGCAGCAGAAACAGGAGAGGAAGGAGCCGGAGGCAAUUCCCUGGAGAGCCAUGGAGGCCAGAAGCCGGAGUGCUGAGGAGCUGAAGCGAGCGGAGCUGGUGGAAAUCAUCGUGGAGACCGAGGCGCAGACUGGGGUGAGCGGCAUCAACGUAGCGGGCGGCGGCAGAGAAGGCAUCUUCGUCCGGGAGCUGCGUGAGGACUCCCCGGCAGCCAGAAGCCUCAGCCUGCAGGAAGGGGACCAGCUGCUGAGCGCCCGAGUGUUCUUUGAAAACUUCAAGUACGAGGAUGCACUACGCCUGCUGCAAUGUGCGGAGCCUUACAAGGUCUCCUUCUGCCUGAAGCGUACAGUGCCCACCGGGGACCUGGCGCUGCGGCCUGGGACGGUGGCUGGCUACGAGAUCAAGGGCCCACGGGCCAAGGUGGCCAAGCUGAACAUCCAGAGUUUGUCCCCUGUGAAGAAGAAGAAGAUGGUGUUGCCUGGGGCCCUGGGGACCCCUGCUGAUUUGGCCCCUGUUGACGUCGAGUUCUCCCUUCCCAAGUUCUCCCGUCUGCGUCGGGGUCCCAAAGCCGAGGCUGCUAAGGGGCCUGUCCCAGCUGCCCCUGCCCGUCGGCGCCUCCAGCUGCCUCGGCUCCGAGUCCGUGAAGUAGCCGAAGAGGCCCAGGUAGCCCGAAUGGCUGCUGCCGCUCCUCCCUCAAGGAAGGCCAAAGUGGAUGCCGAGGCAGCCACAGGAGCUCGGUUCACAGCCCCUCAGGUAGAGCUGGUUGGGCCUCGGCUGCCAAUUGCUGAGGUGGGUGUCCCUCAAAUCUCAGCUCCCAAGGGGACCCCGUCAGCAGAGGCAGCCAGCGGCUUCGCCCUCCACCUGCCACCUCUUGGGAUAGGAGCCCCAGCUGCACCAGCGGUGGAGCCCCCAGCCGUAGGGAUCCAAGUUCCCCAAGUGGAGCUGCCUAGCCUUCCCUCUCUACCUACUCUUCCCACACUUCCAUGCCUGGAGACCCAGGAAGGGGCUGGGGUGGUGAAAGUCCCCACUCUUGAUGUGGCAGCACCUUCUGUAGGAGUGGACCUGGCUUUGCCAGGUGCAGAGGUGGAGGUCCUGGGAGAGGGGCCUGAGGUGGCCCUGAAGAUGCCCCGCCUCAGUUUCCCCCGAUUUGGGACUCGAGGAAAGGAAGCUGUUGAGGCUAAGGUGGUCAAAAGAAGCCCUGAGACCAAGGCAAAGGGUCCCAGACUUAGAAUGCCCACCUUUGGGCUCUCUCUCCUGGAGCCCCGGCCCUCUGGCCCUGAAGCUGUUACAGAGAGUAAGCUGAAGUUACCCACCCUCAAGAUGCCCUCCUUUGGCAUUGGUGUGGCCGCGCCUGAGGUCAAGGUACCCAAAGGGCCUGAAGUGAAGCUCCCGAAGGUCCCUGAUGUCAAAAUCCCCAAGGUGCCUGAGGCAGCCCUUCCAGAUGUGCAACUUCCUGAGGUUCAGCUUCCCAAAGUGUCAGAGAUGAAACUUCCCAAGGUGCCGGAGAUGGCUGUCCCUGAUGUUCGACUUCUAGAAGUGCAGCUGCCCAAAGUCCCCGAGAUGAAAUGCCCAAAGAUGCCGGAGGUGGCUGUGCCUGAUGUGCAUCUCCCGGAUGUACAGCUCCCGAAAGUUCCAGAAAUGAAGCUCCCCGAGAUGAAACUCCCAAAGGUGCCAGAGAUGGCAGUGCCUGAUGUGCAUCUCCCGGAUGUACAGCUCCCGAAAGUUCCAGAAAUGAAGCUCCCCGAGAUGAAACUCCCAAAGGUGCCGGAGAUGGCAGUGCCUGAUGUGCAUCUCCCGGAUGUACAGCUCCCGAAAGUUCCAGAAAUGAAGCUCCCCGAGAUGAAACUCCCAAAGAUGCCGGAGAUGGCUGUGCCUGAAGUUCGACUCCCAGAAGUGCAUUUGCCCAAAGUUUCGGAGCUGAAACUUCCCAAGAUGCCAGAGAUGGUCGUUCCUGAUGUUCGACUCCCAGAAGUGCAUUUGCCCAAAGUGUCAGAGAUCAAAGUCCCUGACAUGAAACUUCCAGAAAUAAAACUCCCCAAAGUGCCCGAGAUGGCUGUGCCCGACGUCCACCUUCCAGAGCUGCAGCUGCCCAAAGUGUCUGAGAUUCGGCUGCCAGAAAUGCAAGCACCACAGGUCCCGGAAGUGCACCUUCCCAAGGCGUCGGAGAUGAAGUUGCCCAAGGUUCCCGAGGUGCAGAUAAAAACUGCUGGAGUAGAGCAGGCAGAAGGGACAGAAUUUAGUUUCAAGUUGCCUAAGAUGACCAUUCCCAAGUUGGGUAAGGUGGGCAAGCCAGGUGAGGCAGGUGCUGAGGUUCCUGGGAAACUCAUGACACUUCCCUGUCUGCAGCCAGAGGUAGGCACUGAGGUGGCUCGAGUAGGUGUCCCCACCCUCACUCUGCCCUCUGUGGAGCUAGACCUGCCUGGGGCUCUGGGCCUUGAGGGGCAGGCCCAAGCAGCCCUCUCAGGCAAGGUAGAGAAGCCAGAGGGCUCUAGGGUGACAAUAGGUGUGGGCGAGGUAGGCUUCCGGGUGCCCUCUGUGGAAAUUGCCACUCCACAGCUACCCACGGUGGAAAUUGAAAAGGAACAGCUAGAGAUGAUGGAGAUGAAAGUUAAGCCCUCAUCUUCCAAGUUCUCCUUACCCAAAUUUGGACUCUCAGGGCCCAAAGUGGCCAAGGCGGAGGCAGAGGGGGCUGUGCGUGCCACCAAGCUGAAGAUGUCCAAGUUUGCCAUCUCACUUCCAAAAACUCGAGCAGGGAUGGAGGCAGAAGCCAAAGGGCCUGGGGAGGCAGGCCUGCUGCCUGCCCUUGACCUGUCCAUCCCACAGCUCAGCCUGGAUGCCCAUCUGCUCCCAGGCAAGGUGGAGGUGGUGGGGGCUGAUGGCAAAAUUAAAGGGCCCAAGUUUGGCCUGCCUAAGUUUGGGGUGAAAGGCAGGGACCCUGAGACUGGAGCACUAGUGGCAGGGGAGGCUGAGCUGGAGGGAAAGGGUUGGGGCUGGGAUGGGAAGGUAAGGAUGCCCAAGCUCAAGAUGCCAUCUUUUGGCCUGGCCCGAGGAAAGGAAGUGGAAGUUCAGAGUGGGCGUGUGAGCCCUGGGGAAAAAAUGGAGGCCAUAGCUAGACAGCUUAAGAUCCCUGAAGUGGAGUUGGUCACACCAGGAGCUCAGGAGACAGAAGAGGCCACCAGCGGAGUGAAGCCGGCAGGCCUGCAGGUGUCCACCACUAGGCAGGUGGCCACAGAGGGUCAGGAGGGGGUGCUAAAGGUGCCUGCAUUGGGCAUCUCAGUGCCCCAGGUGGAACUGGCCAGCUUUGGGGACGUGGGCAUUGAGAUCACAGUUCCUUCUGGCCAGGGCACAGCAGGCUCCAGGGUCCAGGUGCCACAAGUGACCCUGGAACUGCCUGGAACACGGGCAAGUGAUGACCUGUUAGUGGGUGAGGGUGUCUUCAAGAUGCCCACAGUGACGGUUCCACAGCUAGAGCUGGAUCUGGGGCUGAACCAUGAGGCACAGGCUGGUGAGACUGCCAAGGGUGAGAGCGGGUUGAAACUGAAGUUGCCCACACUAGGGACGGGAGCCAGAGGAGAGGGCCCUGGGGCUGAACACACCUUCCACCUCUCACUGCCGGAUGUGGAGCUCUCAUCACCUGUGAGCAGCCAUGCCGAGUACCAGGUGGUUGAGGGUGAUGGGGAUGCCGGACACAAACUCAAGGUUCGGCUGCCCAGGUUUGGUCUAGUGAGGACCAAGGAGGGAGCAGAGGAUGGAGAGAAGGCCAAGAGUCCAAAGCUCAGGCUGCCCCGAGUAGGCUUCAGCCACAAUGAGUCAGUUCCUGGAGAAACCUCCCCGAGCCCUGAGGAGGAGGGGGGCAGUGGGGAAGGGGCCUUGGGUCGCCGGGGCCGGGUCAGAGUCCGCUUGCCUCGUGUAGGCCUGGCUGCUCCUUCUAAAAUCUCUAAGGGACAGGAGGGUGAAACAACUUCCAAGUCCCCAGUUGGAGAGAAGUCACCCAAAUUCCGAUUUCCCAGAGUGUCGCUAAGCCCUAAGGCAAGGAGUGGAAGUAGGGACUCAGAAGAAGGUGGAUUCCGGGUCCGGUUGCCCAGUGUGGGGUUUUCAGAGACAGGGACUCCAGGUGCCACCAGGAUAGAGAGCACCCAAGCUGCUGCCAUCUGAAUCCCUGGGCAGAUGGGAACUCUCCUCUUGUCUUCCCAUCCCCAAGUCCAAACCCCCCAAUUUGUUUGUGGCAUAACUAUCACUAAUCUUCAGAUGGCUGAAGGCGGGUAACUGACUGGCAGGGGCUGGGGGCCUGUGCCAUCUUCCUGGCAGAAGUACCUGUAUAUCAUACCAAGUCAUGUGAAUAAAAUAAUCCACA
Molecule: messenger RNA, 4740 nt
Organism: Nannospalax galili (Upper Galilee mountains blind mole rat)
Lineage: Eukaryota; Metazoa; Chordata; Mammalia; Rodentia; Spalacidae
Gene: Prx
Product: periaxin
Exons: 7
Coding region: 168-4541 (1457 amino acids)
Biological process (GO): peripheral nervous system myelin maintenance; regulation of RNA splicing
Cellular component (GO): cytoplasm; nucleus
Molecular function (GO): protein binding
Source: RefSeq, a predicted model, not a curated record